This is a messenger RNA of Bombina bombina (fire-bellied toad), 2568 nucleotides long. It is a transcript of the gene IK, whose product is annotated as IK cytokine. Lineage: Eukaryota; Metazoa; Chordata; Amphibia; Anura; Bombinatoridae. Gene Ontology annotation, biological process: mRNA splicing, via spliceosome. Gene Ontology annotation, cellular component: nucleus. Bases 43 to 1746 code for a protein of 567 amino acids. The transcript has 20 exons. The record is from RefSeq and is a predicted model, not a curated record.
CUAGUUCCUGUUUCCGGUGGCUAAGUGAUAGAAGCUGCAAAUAUGCCUGAGAGGGACAGCGACAUGUUUUCCAAUCCUCUGGCCCCAGACGGCCAUGAGGUGGAGGAUAUGCAUUCAUUACAGCAAUCAAAGCUGACUAAUGAAGACUUCCGAAAGUUGCUUAUGACUCCUCGUUCGACUCCUUCUUCUGCACCUCCUACAAAAUCCCGCCACCAUGAACUACCUCGAGAAUAUAAUGAGGAUGAAGACCCAGCAGCUCGUAGAAGAAAGAAAAAAAGUUACUAUGCAAAAUUAAGGCAACAAGAGAUUGAACGAGAGAGAGAGCUAGCUGAGAAAUACAGAGACAGAGCUAAGGAGAGGAGAGAUGGCGUCAACAAAGACUAUGAAGAAACUGAGCUCAUCAGCACAACAGCCAACUACAGAGCAGUGGGACCCACAGCAGAGGCGGACAAGUCUGCUGCAGAGAAAAGGCGUCAGUUGAUCCAGGAGUCCAAAUUCUUGGGUGGUGACAUGGAGCACACUCACUUGGUGAAAGGUCUGGAUUUUGCCCUACUGCAAAAGGUUCGUGCUGAGAUUGCCAAUAAAGAAAGAGAAGAGGAUGAUAUUGUAGAGAAACCUCAAAAGGAGACAAAGAAAGAGGAGGAUCCUGAAAAUAAAAUAGAAUUUAAAACUCGACUUGGACGCAAUGUCUAUCGCAUGUUGUUUAAAGGCAAAGCAUAUGAGAGAAAUGAGCUGUUUCUGCCAGGCCGAAUGGCAUAUGUUGUGGAUUUAGAGGAUGAAUACGCAGAUACGGAUAUCCCAACUACACUGAUACGUAGCAAAGCUGACUGCCCGACAAUGGAGGCUCAAACAACACUUACAACCAAUGACAUAGUUAUCAGCAAGCUGACUCAAAUCCUUUCAUAUCUGAGACAAGGAACUCGUAAUAAGAAGCUAAAGAAGAAGGAUAAAGGAAAGUUGGAUGAAAAAAAAGCUCCUGAGGCAGAUCUGAAUAUCUUUGAUGAGAUUGGAGACUAUGUGCCAACUACAGUCAAACCCCAAAGAGAGAAGGAACGAGAGAAACACAGAGAGAAAGAGCGGGAUAGAGAGCGCCCAAGGGAGAGAGACCGAGAUCGUGAACAUGACAGAGAAAGGGAGAGGGACCGGGAGCGUGAUCGCGACAGAGAAAGAGGGAGGGAUCGAGAGCGUGACAGGGACGAGGAAAAGAAGAGACACAACUACUUUGAGAAGCCUAAAGCUGAUGAUGAGCCUUCUGAUAUAGACAAAGGCCCUGGAUCUACCAAAGACCUUCUGAAAUCCAUCAAUGAGAAUUUUUCUGGUGUUGCCGGAUGGGAUGGGGUGGAAGGCAUGAAGAAGCAUGAAGAUAAGAAACAAGUGGGAGAUUUCUUUGGCAUGUGGAACAGCUACGCUGAAUGUUACCCUGCAACCAUGGAUGACAUGGCAGUAGACAGUGACGAAGAAGUGGAUUACAGCAAAAUGGAUCAGGGUAAUAAGAAAGGUCCUUUGGGACGAUGGGACUUUGACACCCAAGAAGAGUACAGUGACUAUAUGAACAACAAAGAAGCUUUACCCAAAGCUGCAUUCCAGUAUGGCAUCAAAAUGUCAGAGGGGCGUAAAACAAGGCGCUUCAAAGAAACAAAUGAGAAAGCGGAGCUGGACAGACAGUGGAAGAAGAUCAGUGCGAUUAUCGAAAAACGAAAGAAGCUUGAAGCUGAUGGGGUUGAAGUGAAACGGCCCAAAUAUUGAAAAUGUCUUUGAAUAAAUUUAAUUAUCAAAUUGAAUUCAAAUAGAAUAUUAUGUGUUGAUUGUUUAAAACAAUAGUUUUACAAGUCUGCUGUAUCUACUUAAUUUAUAGGUUGUUUUUUUUUUUUUGCUUUUCUUUUAAAGGGACAGUCAACACCAGAAUUGUUGUUUUAAAAAGAUAGAUAAUCAUUUUAUUACCCAUUCCCCAGUUUUGCACAGCCACCACGGUUAUAUUAAUAUACCUUUUAGCUCUGUGAUUACCUUGUAUCUAAACAUCUUCUGACAGCCCCCUGAUCACAUGACAUUUUAUUUAUUAUCUACUGACUUUCAUUUUAGCCAAUUAGUGCAGUGUCUGCCACAAUUCACAGGCGUGCUCACAAUGUUAUCUAUAUGGCUCACAGUAACUAGCUCUCCCCUGUUGUGAAAAGAAAAUACAAAAGCAUGUGAUUAGAGGCGGCCUUCAAGGGCUUAGAAAUUAUCAUAUGAGCCUUCCUAGGUUUAGCUUUCAACUAAGAAUACCAAGAGAACAAAGCAAAAUUGGUGAUAAAGUAAAUUGGAAAGUUGUUUAAAAUUACAUGCCUUAUUUGAAACAUGAAAGUUUUUUUUGGACUUGACUGUCCCUUUAACUAUAUACAAAAUUUGCUGUAAAUUAAGCUAAAUUGCUGAUUUAACUGGAGUUUAGAAGCUUUCUAAAAGUGGUUCUUGUAUCCAUGUGACUUUGCUUCCUAUCUUUUGUACAAAAAAAUCUGCAAGACUAUAAUUUUUGUCAUUUUCAUCCCUUAUUGUGUAACAGAAAUGUAUAAUAAAUAUUUACAUUGUACCUUU